This is a messenger RNA of Epithele typhae, 1959 nucleotides long. RefSeq lists its product as uncharacterized. The coding region runs from base 1 to 1959 and encodes 652 amino acids. NCBI's taxonomy places the organism in Eukaryota, Fungi, Basidiomycota, Agaricomycetes, Polyporales, Epitheliaceae. The transcript has 12 exons. The record is from RefSeq and is a predicted model, not a curated record.
AUGACGCCGCCUCGCCCUUUCGCUCGCCUCGCUGCUCUCGUCGUGCUCGCCGCUGUGCCCACUGCUCUCGCUGCGCCGACCGCGACCGAUCCCUGCGCCAAGGUGGCUGGCAAGACGUUCGUGCCCCCCGCGGACGCGCUCGCCUGUCUCAAGGCCUUUCCCCUCAACGAGACGAUCCGGGACAACGUCUUGACCGUCGUGGACCGCGUCUUCAACUUCUACACCUUUGAGGACUACUACCUGAACUCGCCCCCGCCCUUCCAGGAGUCGACGGUGAACAUCCGCGCGCAGAUCGCGCGUCAGCGCACGGCCAAGUACAAGACGGACUACGACUUCAACCACGACCUCUACCUCUGGACGAGCCAGCUCAACGAUGGCCACACCCGCUGGUUCCCCUCCUGCACGACCGCGUACCAGAACCUGCUCCCCGCCCCCGUCGUCACGCUCGAGGUCAACGGCGUGCAGUCCGUCUUCGUCGCGCCCGACUCCGCGGACUUCCUCGCCCUCCUCGGGGACGACUACACCGGCUACUUCGACUCGAUCGGCUUCGACUUCCGCCGGCUCGCGGGCGCGCGCGUGCUCAAGAUCGCGGGCCAGGACCCGUACGCGUACGCGGACAUGAUCGCGCACACCCAGUCCGGCAACUACCUCGACCACGGCGUGCGCGUCAACAGCGCGUUCAGCAGCUACCGCAUCUCCGGCACCGACUUCUCCCAGCGCUUUGGGGACAUCGCCGGGCCCGCGUUCCCGGACCUGGAGAGCCUGACGAUGGAGCUCCUGCUCGUGAACGCGACGAAGCCGGAGACGGUCACGAUCCCGUACCUCGCGAGCUACGCGGGCGGAGUCGACUUCACGAACAAGGACGACUUCUGGGCCAACCUGUGCGCGGCGAACAACGGGACUAAUGGAGUCGACUUCAAGGCUUCGGGUGCCGGGGCGCACGCGUCCCCCUCGCGCAACGGCAAGCUCGCGAUGGCAAAAAUCGUGACUGAUGGCAAGGCGUCGCAGUCGGUCGGGCUCCCCACCGAGUUCCAGCCGACCGUCCCUCAGGUGAACGGCAGCACGGGCGUGAUCAAGUCGUACAUGCUCGAGGACAAGAAGACGGCCGUCAUGUUCGUCGGCUCCUUCGAGCCCGACGACUUCGACUCGUUCCAGACCGACACCGUCGCCGCCUUCGCGGACUUCAAGGCCGCGGGCGCGACGCGGCUCAUCGUCGACCUCUCGAACAACGGCGGCGGGUUCGUCUGCCUCGGCCACUUCCUGCACGAGUUCCUCUCCGGCACGAAGAGCCUCGGGGGCUUCCAGAACCCGGGCUACCAGUCCACGAUGCGCGCGAGCCCGCUCGCGCAGAAGAUCCUCGCGAGCGACAUCGCGCUCGGCCUGAACGGCAGCUUCUCGUUCUACACCCCGGACAACUGGGCGUUCCUCAACAACACCGGCAUGCCGCUCGACUUCGACUUCAUGACCCCGAGCACGACCCGCACGAUCAACGGGAAGCAGUUCGUCGAGUCGCAGCGCUUCGCGGACGUCUGCCCGGUCGUUGUUGACAUCCCUGAAGAGCCGUUCUUCCCGCCUGAGAACAUCGCGAUCGUCGGCAACGCCAACUGCGCGUCGACCUGCGCCAUGUUCAGCACGCUCAUGAACGAGCGCCACAACACCAAGAUCGCCAUCUUCGGCGGGAAGCCCGGGCUGCAGAUGCAGUUCAAGGGUAUGGCCGGCAACCAGGUGCUCGAGUGGUUCGACAUCGACUCUGAGGUUAAGACCGCGAACCUCAAGGACGACCCGCUCGCGCCGCCCGAUCUGCUCAUCAACGCCAACUUCCGCCACAACUGGCGCAUUGCGUACAGCUUCCUCGACGAGUCGACCCCGAUCGAGUACAAGUCCGAGCUGCCACACUUCCGCUUCCCGUACACGCCUGAGACGUACAACAACCCGCAGGCCCUCUGGGAUUUCGCGUGA